CCGCGGACUCGGGAGCGCGCGCGGCCUGAUCGGGAGGCCCCGGAUCCGGAGGGAGCGGAGGCGGGCCCGGCGCGGGGCCUGGCGGGGAGCGGAGCCCGAGCAGCCGGAGCGGGGCCCGGAUCCCCGGGGGCCCACGGCCGCCAACACGGACUUCCUGUGGGACAAGCGCACCGGGCUGGCUGCGAGGAGGAUGCCUCACUCCAGAAGGUACCGCUCUUCGGAGCGCAGCAGCCGAGGCAGCUAUCACGAGCGCUACAGAAGUCGCAAGCACAAGAGGCGGCGGACGCGGUCCCGGUCAAGCAGCAGUGAGCGUGACCGGCGGCACCGGCGGGAAGACAGUUACCACGUUCGCUCCAGGAGCUAUGACGACCACUCUUCGGACAGGAGAGCCUAUGACAGGCGCUACUGUGACAGCUACAGGCGGAAUGACUACAGCCGUGAACGAGGGGAAGCCUACUAUGAAACUGAGUACCGCCACUCCUAUGAGUACCGGCGCUCCCGGGACCAUGAUGGCAGCUACCGGAGCUGCAAAAGCAGCCGGCGUAAUAAGCACAGGCGGAGACGGCGCCGCAGCCGGUCCUUUAGCCGCUCCUCAUCGCAGCGGAGUCGACAGAGCAGCAGAAGGGCCAAGAGUGUGGAGGACGACGACGAGGGGCAUCUGAUCUAUCGCGUCGGCGACUGGCUACAAGAAAGAUAUGAGAUUAUUAGCACCUUAGGGGAAGGCACAUUUGGCAGAGUGGUGCAGUGUGUGGAUCACCGGAGAGGGGGCGCACGCGUUGCCCUAAAAAUCAUAAAAAACGUGGAGAAGUAUAAAGAGGCUGCUCGGCUGGAGAUCAACGUGCUGGAGAAAAUCAAUGAGAAGGAUCCAGAGAAUAAGAACCUGUGUGUGCAGAUGUUUGACUGGUUCGAUUACCAUGGCCACAUGUGCAUCUCCUUUGAGCUGCUGGGGCUCAGCACCUUCGACUUUCUGAAGGACAACAACUACUUGCCCUACCCCAUCCACCAAGUGCGGCAUGUGGCCUACCAGGUGUGCCAGGCUGUGAAAUUUCUGCAUGACAAUAAACUCACUCACACGGACCUCAAACCGGAGAACAUCCUCUUUGUGAACUCAGAUUAUGAACUCACCUAUAAUCUGGAAAAGAAGCGAGAUGAGCGGAGCGUGAAGAGCACGGCCAUCAGAGUGGUUGAUUUUGGCAGUGCAACAUUUGAUCAUGAGCAUCACAGCACCAUUGUCUCCACCAGGCACUACCGAGCCCCAGAGGUCCUACUGGAACUCGGCUGGACCCAGCCCUGUGAUGUGUGGAGCAUCGGCUGCAUUGUCUUCGAGUAUUAUGUGGGCUUCACCCUGUUCCAGACUCAUGACAACCGGGAGCAUCUGGCCAUGAUGGAGAGGAUCCUGGGUCCGAUUCCUUCACGGAUGAUCCGAAAGACCAGGAAGCAGAAAUAUUUCUACCAUGGUCGCCUGGAUUGGGACGAGAAUACCUCUGCAGGCCGCUAUGUCCGGGAGAACUGCAAACCACUGCGGCCACCCCCUCCCUACCAGCCCCAGCCAGGGGCUCAGCCGACUCCACCAGUCACCAAAGUGCCCCAGCCGCCAGCCUCUGCCAUGCAGCCCCCCAAGAAGCCAAGCCCCCCAGAAUCCAAAAACUACGGCUCCUAUGGAACUCAGGAAUCAACAGCAGCAUCCGCCACAGCUGAGCUGCUGAAGCGUCAGGAGGAGCUGAACCGGAAGGCGGAGGAGCUGGACAGGCGGGAGCGGGAGCUGCAGAACGCAGCUUUGGGCAAUGCUGCAAUCAGACAAAACAACUGGCCUCCGCUGCCCUCCUUCUGCCCCAUGAAGCCCUGCUUCUACCAGGACAUAGCUGUGGAGAUCCCCAUGGAGUUCCAGAAAACAGUCUCCUCCAUGUACUACCUCUGGAUGGCCAGCACCGUGACUCUCUUCCUGAACUUCUUGGCCUCCCUGGCCUCGUUCUGCGUGGAGCCCGCAACUGGUUCGCACUUUGGUCUCUCUAUCCUCUGGGUUCUCCUCUUCACACCCUGCUCCUUCCUGUGUUGGUACAGGCCAAUGUACAAAGCCUUCCGGAGCGACAGCUCGUUCAACUUCUUUGUGUUCUUUUUCAUCUUCUUCGUCCAAGACAUUCUGUAUGUGCUACAGGCCAUCGGCAUCCCAGGCUCGGGAUUCAGUGGCUGGAUAGCAAGUCUGACUGUGCUGAGGAAAAACCAGGCUGCUGCUGUGAUCAUGAUCCUGGUGGCUGUGUUCUUCACAGUGGUGGCCGUGCUGGGGAUCAUCAUGCUGAAGAGGAUCCACUCCCUGUAUCGUCGGACGGGUGCCAGCUUCCAGAAGGCACAGGAGGAGUUUGCCGCAGGCGUCUUCUCAAACCAGGCGGUGCGCACGGCAGCAGCCAAUGCCGCAACAGGGGCAGCGGGCAGUGCCUUCCGGGCACAGUAGGGGCAGGCCAAGCCCAAGGCCCCAUCACUCUCACAUGGGCUAUUCUUAAAGAAAAGGAAACCAAGUUGCACUUUCAUUGGGUCCCUUUGUGUCUGCCUCAGCCAAUCAGAGGCUUCCUCAUCCCAGCUUGGAAGCACGGAUGCCCAGAUACUCUGCUGCUCUAACCACCUCCCUCAUGGAUGGAGGCUGCUCGUGUUGGUGCCACCCCUGUGGACAGAGGCUGUGGGGAAAGAUGGGGUUCCCCUUGUGCUCAGGAAGGGGCUCUUGCCCAUUUCAUUUCCCACCAUGUCCAACACCAGCUGCUUGGGUGGGGUGGGAAUUGUGCCUGUUGCAUUUCCUGGUUCUUCCUGGCCACAGCUGCACUGUUGGCCUGAGAUCCCAGACCCCUCCCAACCCAUGGAAUCACUUCCUGCUUAACCCAGAGAACCUGCUGCUCCUGUGCAGAGGGGGAAGACUUGUAUCCUAAUCUCAGCCUCUCCUCUGUCCAUUCAGGGCGUAAGGCCAUGAGGGUGGAGCUGGCUCUGGGCUAGGCAGAGGUGAAGGUUUCUCACUGUACUGCCUUUGAAGUGGGGACCUCAUUAUCUGCCAAGGAUGCUCUUCCUCCAGUGGCUGCAGCGGCUGUGACCUCCCGUUGGGGGUGGCUUGCUGGUUGGCUGUUGGCCCAGUGUGAUAGUGAGGUGAGAAUGGGGAGCAGCUUUGGGGCUGCCACCCAGCACAUAUGUGCAGUGAAGGGUAAUUUUGGUGCCAAUAACCUGGGCCUAUGUCCCCUGCCCUGCAGCUGCCCACCCCGUGCUGUGGCUACAGCCUUUGGCCAGCAUAUGCCUUGGGGCCCUAUGGUGAACUCCUUCCUCGCAUGAUUAACAGGCGAGAGGCCUGAGCUGCUGCUCUGGGUGUUGGGGCUCCCUGUGCCUCUGCGCUGCCUGCCCUGUAGUACCAGGAGGCUGAGCCAAGCCUGAGGAUCUAGGUUUACUCUGUCAUUGGGGAAGUUGCAGAGCAGGCACCAUAGCCCUGGCUUCCCUGGCCCCUCUUGUGGGGGAGACACUAUGGACCUUCCAUACCCUGGCUCAGCUGAUGUAGCAUGAUUGUUCUUUGUAUGAUUCUUCAGUGCCUCUGGGCAUCAGCUGGAGGAGAUUCUGCUCCUAGCUUUCAUCUGCAUCCUUUCCCCAGGGAUCCCUACAUCUCUGCUCCAUAGUGCCCAGUGUCCUACUCUACUGGUGCUGUGUUCUCUCCUAGUGUGGUCUGCCUCCCCACCUCCUCCCCCAAUGCUGCAGGGGUCAUUCCUGCCCUGGCUGGUAGCACUCAUCACAGGCUGUCCUGAGGAAGCCAAACAAUGGAGAGGGAGGUGGGGGCAGAUCCCACAGCAUGAUGGCUUGUGGGUGGGGCAGGCACAGCUCUCCCUUCCCACCCUGGGAGCUGGGUUUGGCUGGCUUGAAACAGCUCUAAUGUUCUGGCCACUCCCUAGUGCCAUCUCUCCAGGCUCCAUUGCUAGCUAAAAGCCACUUAACUGCUGUUGUGGUGGCCACCCCCUCUCCUAUCCUGCCAGUGUGCUGGGGCAGCAAGCAAGACUCUCCCUGGCUCCAGGGCAGAGGCAUUGGUCCCUUUCCCUAGGGUGCGGGCUGGGUGCAGAAUAGGUUGCACUGUUGGUUUGAAUUCUUGCCUUGGCUGGGGGUGGCCAGCUCAGCAGAAGCAAUGAACUUAAUCUGCGGCCAGGGAGACUUAGGAAAACAUUUUUAGUGUCUAAUCAAACUGGAAGGGUGGUUGAGUUCUGGACUAGGCUCCCAAGGGAGGUGGGGGAAUCCCUGUCACUGGAGGUUUUUAAGAACAGGUUGGACAAACACCUGUUGGGGGAUCUAGGUUUACGCAACCCCGCCUCAGGGGAGGGGGGAGAUGGAUAGGACUUGCCCACAAGUGCUACCUUCCAGCACUACAUUUGUGCAUCCCUGCAGUGCAGCAGCCUGGCCUCAGCACUCCCUGGUUAACUCAGCUGCUGGCAGCUGUAGGAAGGGCAGGGAUAUGUUUCCUUUUGCCUCCUUUCUGUCUCUGGAGGGGUGGGGCUGGGUGCUGUCAGGGGAUGCAAGAGGCAGAAGGUGACAGCUGGCAUGGAGACUUUCCACACUACAGGCCACAAUUCACCUGCCCCAGAGCUGUGGUGAAUUAUUUUUUUUCCUGUGCCAAAUGCAAAGUCAGCUUUGAUUUUAUUUAAAAUAAUAAAGUUUAACUCCUUGUUC
Messenger RNA from Mauremys reevesii (Reeves's turtle), 4677 nucleotides. Its product is annotated as dual specificity protein kinase CLK2. Gene Ontology annotation, biological process: regulation of RNA splicing; protein phosphorylation; protein transport. The transcript is spliced from 19 exons. Bases 191 to 2449 code for a protein of 752 amino acids. Gene Ontology annotation, cellular component: trans-Golgi network membrane; nucleus; recycling endosome membrane. The record is from RefSeq and is a predicted model, not a curated record. Gene Ontology annotation, molecular function: protein tyrosine kinase activity; ATP binding. Lineage: Eukaryota; Metazoa; Chordata; Testudines; Geoemydidae.